AUGUCACUGCUGCUUCUUCAGUCUUUUGCCCUUCGUUCUUUGUAUAUCGUCGCCAGCAAUCCCCUGGCAGACGUACCCCUGGCGGACGUGCCCUUGCUGGACGUGCCCCUGGCGUACGUGCCCCUGGCGGACGUGCCCCUGCUGGACGUGCCCCUGGCGGACGUGCCCCUGGCGGAAGUGCCCCUGGUGGACGUGCCCCUGGUGGACGUGCCCCUGGUCUUCUUGAAGAAUCGACUCUACUAUUCGCGCUUUAAGGCG
This is a messenger RNA of Iphiclides podalirius (scarce swallowtail), 258 nucleotides long. The record is from the annotation of a GenBank genome assembly. NCBI's taxonomy places the organism in Eukaryota, Metazoa, Arthropoda, Insecta, Lepidoptera, Papilionidae.